This is a messenger RNA of Rhizopus microsporus ATCC 52813, 1527 nucleotides long. RefSeq names its product lanosterol 14-alpha demethylase. The record is from RefSeq and is a predicted model, not a curated record. Bases 1 to 1527 code for a protein of 508 amino acids. Lineage: Eukaryota; Fungi; Mucoromycota; Mucoromycetes; Mucorales; Rhizopodaceae. The transcript has 3 exons. Gene Ontology annotation, molecular function: oxidoreductase activity, acting on paired donors, with incorporation or reduction of molecular oxygen; heme binding; iron ion binding.
AUGGCUGUCAUUUCAACUUUACUUUCCGAGACGUCAAUCACAAGCAUUCUCUCUAAGGUCCUACUCGCCUUUCUUGCUUACUGGGUCAUUGAUAUUCUGUCUCAAUAUAUCGCUCCCAAAAAUCCCAAGGCUCCUCCAGCUGUUCCUUCGUGGAUUCCAUUUCUCGGAAAUGCUGUUGAUUUUGGCAAAGAUCCUAUUCAAUUCCUUCAAUCUUGUCAAAAGAAGUAUGGUGAUGUGUUUACCUUUCGUCUCUUAAACAAGCGCGUCACUGCAUGCCUUAGUCCUGAUGGUAACCAAUUCGUAUUUAAUGCAAAACAAAACAUGGCAUCUGCUGCUGCUGCAUAUAACCAUAUGACCAAGUACGUGUUUGGCAAUGACGUUGUAUUUGAUACGGCACAUAGUAUUUUCAUGGAGCAAAAGAGGAUCAUCAAGGGCGGGUUAAAUAUCGAGUCAUUUCGAAAAGAUGUGCCUUUAAUUCUGGAAGAAUGCAACAAGUUCUUUGAAUCAUUUGAAAAAACUGGCCAAGUUGAUGCUUACAAGAUGUUUGGUACCUUAAUCAUCUACACUGCCUCUCGUACACUUCUUGGGCCAGAGAUUCGUAACGCAUUAGACAGUGGUAUUGCACAGCUCUAUUAUGAUCUCGAUCAGGGAUUCCGUCCUAUCAAUUUCAUGUUUCCGAAUCUACCACUUCCAUCCUAUCGUCGUCGUGACGAGGCUCGUGAAAAGCUAGCCAAGAUCUAUUCCUCGAUUAUUCACAACAGACGAAAAAACAAUAUUCGUGAGAACGAUCUCCUUCAAGCUAUCAUGGAUGCUCACUACAAGGACGGUUCUUCUAUCCCGGAUCAUCAGAUCUGCGGCAUUUUGACUGCAUCUCUUUUUGGUGGUCAACACACAUCCUCUACAACAUCUGCCUGGGCUAUUCUGGAACUUGCCAGUCGACCUGAUAUCGUAAAAGCGCUCCGAAAGGAAAUGAUUGAAAAACUUGGCUCACUCGAAACCGAUUUUACCUAUGAUAACCUUGAGCAACUGACGCUACUGGAAAAUGUCGUCAGGGAGACACUUCGCUUACAUCCACCCAUUUUCAACAUGAUGCGCCGUGUCGUUGCAGACAAGAUAGUCUUUGAAAAGUAUGGCCUGGAAAUUCCCAAGGGCGAUUACCUUUUGGCUGCACCAGGCGUCACUCAGAUCGACGAGACCUAUUUCCACAAUCCUAUGAAAUGGGACCCUUACCGCUGGUCCGAAAAGUCUGAUCCUGUGCAUCAACUUGAGGUGGGUGAUGAUGCCAAUAUCGACUAUGGCUUUGGUGCCGUCGGAAUUUCGUCACGUAGCCCUUUCCUCCCUUUUGGUGCUGGACGCCACCGUUGUAUUGGUGAAAAGUUUGGUUACCUUCAACUCAAGACCGUCAUUGGUACCUUUGUAAAACGAUUUGACUUUGAAAUUGUAUCAGGUCAUGUUCCAAAACCUGAUUAUACGUCGAUGGUUGUUGUGCCAGAAGAUAGCAGAAUCCGUUUUACACGUAGAUACUAA